This is a messenger RNA of Chlorocebus sabaeus (green monkey), 1468 nucleotides long. It is a transcript of the gene CD81, whose product is annotated as CD81 molecule. Gene Ontology annotation, cellular component: plasma membrane. The record is from RefSeq and is a predicted model, not a curated record. NCBI's taxonomy places the organism in Eukaryota, Metazoa, Chordata, Mammalia, Primates, Cercopithecidae.
CAGAGCGAGCGCGCAGCAGCGGAGAUAGCGGCGACCCCACCGCGUAUCCGGCCAGGCCUCCGGCGCCCCGCGCCCCUGCGCCCCCGCACCCCCGCGCCCCGUUCUUCGCACCGAGGCCCCGAGGCCAGCCAGGCCCCCUUGCCGGCUGCCCGCCAGGCCCCGCGCCGGCCCGCCCGCCUCCCAGGACCGGCCCGCGCCCCGCAGGCCGCCCGCCGCCCGCGUCGCCAUGGGAGUGGAGGGGUGUACCAAGUGCAUCAAGUACCUGCUCUUCGUCUUCAAUUUCGUCUUCUGGCUGGCUGGAGGCGUGAUCCUGGGUGUAGCCUUGUGGCUCCGCCAUGACCCGCAGACUACCAACCUCCUGUAUCUGGAGCUGGGAGACAAGCCUGCACCCAAUACCUUCUACGUAGGCAUCUACAUCCUCAUUGCCGUGGGCGCUGUGAUGAUGUUCGUUGGCUUCCUGGGCUGCUACGGGGCCAUCCAGGAAUCCCAGUGCCUGCUGGGGACGUUCUUCACCUGUCUGGUCAUCCUGUUUGCCUGUGAAGUGGCAGCCGGCAUCUGGGGCUUUGUCAACAAGGACCAGAUUGCCAAGGAUGUGAAGCAGUUCUAUGACCAGGCCCUACAGCAGGCUGUGGUGGAUGACGACGCCAACAAUGCCAAGGCCGUGGUGAAGACCUUCCACGAGACGCUUGACUGCUGUGGCUCCAGCACGCUGGCCGCUCUGACCACCUCAGUGCUCAAGAACAAUCUGUGUCCCUCGGGCAGCAACAUCAUCAGCAACCUCCUCAAGAAAGACUGCCACCAGAAGAUCGAUGAGCUCUUCUCCGGGAAGCUGUACCUCAUCGGCAUUGCUGCCAUCGUGGUCGCCGUGAUCAUGAUCUUCGAGAUGAUCCUGAGCAUGGUGCUGUGCUGUGGCAUCCGGAACAGCUCCGUGUACUGAGGCCCCGCAGCUCUGGCCGCAAGGACCUCUGCAGUGCCCCCCUAGUGACCCGGACACUUCUGAGGGGGCCAUCACCGCCUGUGUAUAUAACGUUUCCGGUAUUACUCUGCUACACGUAGCCUUUUUACUUUUGAGGUUUUGUUUUUGUUCUGAACUUUCCUGUUACCUUUUCAGGGCUGACGUCACAUGUAGGUGGCGUGUGUGAGUGGAGACGGGCCUGGGCCUUGGGGACUGGAGGGCAGGGGUCCUUCUGCCCCUGGGGUCCCAGGGAGUUCUGCCUGCUCAGCCAGGCCUCUCCUGGGAGCCACUCGCCCAGAGACUCAGCUUGGCCGACCUGGGGGGCUGUGUCCACCCAGCCCGCCCGUCCUGUGGGCUGCACAGCUCACCUUGUUCCCUCCUGCCCCGGUUCGAGAGCCGAGUCUAUGGGCACUCUCUGCCUUCAUGCACCUGUCCUUUCUAACAGUCACCUCCAACUGUAAUCACAACAUCCUGAAUCCGUCAUUUAAUAAAGAAGGAACGUCAGGCAUGCUA